This is a messenger RNA of Erigeron canadensis, 1789 nucleotides long. RefSeq names its product heavy metal-associated isoprenylated plant protein 34-like. NCBI's taxonomy places the organism in Eukaryota, Viridiplantae, Streptophyta, Magnoliopsida, Asterales, Asteraceae. The coding region runs from base 113 to 1606 and encodes 497 amino acids. The record is from RefSeq and is a predicted model, not a curated record. Gene Ontology annotation, molecular function: metal ion binding. The transcript is spliced from 3 exons.
UGUGUUUUUUUAUUUCAUACACACUUCCCUUCUCUAUCUCUCUCUCUCUUCUUCUAUAUAUCUCUUCCCUUUAUUGAUAUAGUAGACAUACCAAAACACACAAUAUUUCAAGAUGAACAAACAAGACUUCAUGAAACUUCAGACUUGUGUUCUAAGAGUGAAUAUACAGUGUGCUUGUGAUGGGUGCAAGCAGAAAAUUAAAAAACUCUUGAAUAAAGUUGAUGGGGUGUAUAAAACUAGCAUAGAUCUUGAUCAAGGAAAAGUUACUGUGUCUGGAAAUGCUGAUCCAGCAGCACUUAUUAAAAAGCUUAACAAGGCCGGGAAACAUGCUGAGCUAUGGGGACCACAGAAAGGUGGGAAUGUUCUUAAUAAUCAGUUUAAAAACAUGGUUUUAGAUAACAAGGGUAAAAAAGGCGGCGGUGGUGGUGGUGGAGGUGGUGGUGGGAAAGAUAAGCAGAAAGAUGGGAAGGGUAAUCAACCGAUACAAAUACCCAUUAGCGGGUUUAAGGAUUUAAAGUUGCCAAACAAGGACCAGAAACAGGUGAAGUUUAAUAUACCGAUUGGUGGUGGUGGGCAUGGCGGUGGGGGGUUUGACGAUGAGGACGAUUUUUACGAUGAUGAUAGUUUUGAUGAUGAUGAGUUUGAUGAUGAAUAUGAUGAUGAAGAUGAUGAUAGUUUUGAUGAGUAUGAGAAAAAGCCCAAUAAAAUGAUGGCUGGGCCAGGGGUGGGUGGACAUGGACCCCAUGGGCCAAUUGCAAUGAUGAAUGGUAAUGGCAAAAAAGGACCAGGUGCAGGGUUUGAAUUGCCUGGACAGUUCAAAGGCAUGGCUGGAAAAAAUGAUGCUAAAAAUGGUAAAGACAGUAAAAAGGGUGGUGGUGAGAGUGGUAAAAAGGGUAAAGAUGGUAAAAGUGGGGGUGGUGGCGGUUUUGGUGCCUUUUUUGGAAGUAAGAUUGGUGGGGCACUUCUUGGUGGCGGUAAAAAGAAACAAAGUGCGUCAAGUCCUAAGGGCGGCAAGAAAGGAGACAAGAAAGGCGAUAAAGGCGGAAAACAUCACGACGAGGGAAAGUUCAAUGGUGGCGGUAAACAAAGCGAGUUUCUAGAGUUCAGUAAACCUCAAAACGGUGGUGGUGGGAAAAAUAAGGGACAAAACGGCAGUGGUGGGAAGAAUACGGGGCAAAACGGUGGAGGUGGUGGUGCUCGUAAUAUUGGUCAAAUGGGUGGUAACCCAAUGAUGCCUCAAAUGGGUAACUACUCAAUGGGUCAAAUGGGUGGUUACCCAAUGGGCCAAAUGCCAUCGGCACAAGGUUUACCAAUGGGAUACCGACCUCAAGGGAUGGAGCAUGGUGGUAACCCGUACCAGCAACAACAACAAUUUCAGCAACAACAAUAUCAGCAGCAACAAUAUAUGCAAGCGAUGCUGAUGAAUCAACAGCGGGCUAAUAUGUACCACCCUCAGAUGCUGUACGGCGGUCAGCCACCACACGGUGCAUACGGGCCACCAAUGGGACAACAUGGUGCGUACGGGCCACCAAUGGGAGCACCGGCGAACGAUAACAUGACUCAUAUCUUCAGUGAUGAGAACACUGAUAGUUGUAGUAUCAUGUAGGAUUUCCAAGUAUUUCUGUGAGUUUUAAUUAGUUUUAUAGAUGAAAAUUUAAUUUUAUAGGAGGCAGAAAAGGGGGCCUUUGUGGCUGUAGGGUAGAAGAACAUGGAGCUUGUAGUUUGUGUAUUGUUUAUAUUAUUAAUGUUUGUUAUUAUCUAUGAUCUAAAAAUCAAAAGUUUUGCCUCA